CAGCUAUCCCAUUCUAUUCGACUCCUAUCCAGACCACAGCAUGACACCCCGUCCGCCCAUCCUCCCCCCGCCCCUCCGCCCAGGCGAUCUGAUAGCCCUAAUCUCCCCUUCUUCACGCUUGAACGACGACCUCCCCACCCCCCUCCAGCGUGGGCAAUCCUUCCUCGAAUCCCUCGGCUUUCGCGUCUGCACGAUCUACACCCCCUUUCCGAAACCCAUCACCAUGGCCGAGUCCAUCCGCAUCCGCACCGAGGAACUGCACGCCGCCUUUGCGGAUAACUCGAUCCGCGCCAUCCUCUGCACGCUGGGCGGCCAACACGCCAACGAACUGUUACCGUUUCUCGACUACGAGUUGAUUCGCGCCCACCCCAAGAUCUUUCUGGGCUAUAGCGACACCACCUUCCUGCACUACGCGCUCGAGUCGCGCGCCGGCCUGCGCACCUUCUACGGGCCCAGCCUGCUGACGGACUUUUGUGAUGUCGGAGGGCCGCUGGCGUUUACUGUGGAGCACUUCCUGCGUGUGUUGACGGGGAGCGGCGGGGUGGUGGGCGCGCUGCCGCGCUCGGAGCGGUGUUCAGUGGAUCAUAAUGAUUUUCAGUAUCUGAGGGAUCACUCAAUGCUCGAGCGGGCGACGGGGCCGUCGCCGCCGUGGCGGUGGGUGAAGCCGGGGCGGGCGGAGGGGAAGCUGUAUGGGGGUACCGUGCAUCUGGUGGAGCGGUUGCAGGGAACGGGGUUUGCGCCCACCUCGUGGACGGGGCAUAUUUUGUUGCUGGAGUCGGCGAUGGGAGGGGAUAGGAUCGGCACGCCGUAUCCAUUGAGUCGAUUCCGGGGGAAUUUGGUGGAUCUGGCCUUAUCGGGGGUGUUGGGCGAGAUUAGUGGGUUGGUGGUGGGGAGGGGGUUCAAGUAUGAUGCGCGGAUGCAGGAUGAACUGGCGGGGGUGAUUGUCGAAGUGUUGGAGACGGUGGUGGGCAGGAAGGAUGAACUGCCGGUGUUGAUGAAUGUCGAUGUGGGCCAUACCAGUCCCUUCUUGACGUUGCCAUUUGGGGCCAGAGUCCGGCUGGAUUCCGAGGCGGAUGAAUUUGCCGUCUUGGAGGCGGGGGUGGCAGAAGGACCCCUUGAGUAAUUCACCUAUAUUAUUGAUUAC
Aspergillus saccharolyticus JOP 1030-1 is the source of this 1144-nucleotide messenger RNA. Its product is annotated as S66 peptidase family protein. The coding region runs from base 41 to 1123 and encodes 360 amino acids. The transcript has a single exon. Lineage: Eukaryota; Fungi; Ascomycota; Eurotiomycetes; Eurotiales; Aspergillaceae. The record is from RefSeq and is a predicted model, not a curated record.